Molecule: messenger RNA, 2175 nt
Organism: Rhizophagus irregularis DAOM 181602=DAOM 197198
Lineage: Eukaryota; Fungi; Glomeromycota; Glomeromycetes; Glomerales; Glomeraceae
Biological process (GO): iron ion transport; intracellular manganese ion homeostasis
Cellular component (GO): membrane
Molecular function (GO): manganese ion transmembrane transporter activity; cadmium ion transmembrane transporter activity
Source: RefSeq, a predicted model, not a curated record
AUUAAAAUUACGUCGGAAUGAGGCAUCAUUUUAUGGUAAAUUCUCCGUAAUUUUCCGUUAAUUGAUCAUAAAGCGUGUAACAAUCUCCACGAGUUCCAUUUUGGUAAAUUGCGUCCGAGUUAUUCCGUUUUUAAAGGAACAUUCGGCCUCAAAUUUAUGGAUCUACCACAAAAAGGGAAAUAGAAAUAUUUUUUACAAUCAUGAAUUAUCCGACAAAAGAUAGUUUGGUUGUAUCUCAAUUACAAGAAUAUGAUUUCAAUUCAAAUAUAUCUAAUAAUUCUCUUAACGACCCUACAAGAAAUCUUGGAUCUGUAAAAGAUGAAAAAUUCGAUGUAGCGACUAAAGAUAAUGUUAAAGUUAAAAAGAAUCAAAACGUUAAAGAUAAAUUAUCCACAUUUUUAGCAAAUUUUAAAAAAUUUUUAGGAUUUGUGGGUCCAGGUUAUGUUAUUGCGGUCGGUUAUCUUGACCCUGGUAAUUGGGCAACUGACCUUACCGGCGGUUCACGAUUUGGUUAUUCCCUUUUAUUCAUCAUCUUUUGUUCUAAUUUGUUUGCCAUGUUAUUACAAAGUUUGUCGAUUAAAUUGGGUGUCGUUACAGGAAUGGAUUUGGCUCAAGCUUGCAAACAUUUUUUCCCUAAAUAUCUAAAUUAUUUUCUUUACGCAUUAUGUGAAUGCGCAAUCAUUGCUACAGAUUUAGCAGAAGUUAUUGGAAGUGCAAUCGCUCUUAAAAUGUUAUUUAAUUUACCUUUACCUUGGGGAGUUGCAAUUACAGCUUUAGACGUCAUGAUCAUAUUAUUUGUUUAUCGUGAUAAUAGUAUGAAAGCAUCUCGAAUAUUGGAAUCUCUUGUAAUGUUAUUAGUAGGAGCUGUUGGAAUAUGUUUUCUUUUAGAAUUGGUUUAUUCUCAACCUAAUUCUACUGAUGUUUUAAAAGGUUAUUUACCUAGUCCAGGAAUUUUUACAAAUGCUGAACAAUUAUAUAUAGCUAUAGGAAUUAUAGGUGCUACAGUUAUGCCACAUAAUUUAUAUUUACAUUCACAUUUAGUCAAAGUAAGAAAAGAUCAAGAAUUAGAAAAUAAUAAUCAUAAAAUAGGACAAGAUAUUGGAACAGAUAUAAAAACCUUUAAAUCAAUUAUAACAAAAUUAAUGAAUCUUUCAGUAAUAGAUUCUUCUGUAGCUUUAACUUUUGCUUUAUUUGUUAAUUCAUCAAUUUUAAUAGUAGCGGCAUCAAAUUUUUAUUAUAAAAAUUCUCAAGAAAAUGUUGCAACAUUAUUUGAUGCUCAUGCUUUAUUAACAAGAUAUCUUGGAACUCCUGCUGGUACAAUUUUUGCUUUAGCUUUAUUAAUAGCAGGUCAAAGUUCUACUUUAACAGCUACUAUAGCAGGACAAAUUGUUAUGGAAGGUUUUAUGGGUUGGAAAAUUCGUGCUUGGGUAAGAAGACUUUUAACUCGUAUGUUUGCUAUUGUACCAGCUAUGAUUAUAGCUAUAGUUAGUGGUGAAAAUGGUUUAAAUGAUACAUUGGUUGCUAGUCAAGUUGCUUUAAGUAUUCAACUUCCUUUCGCUGUUAUACCUUUAGUUUAUUUUACUAGUAGUAAAAAAUGUAUGAAAGUUAAUGUAAGAGAUGCAUUUAAAAAAGUUGAAACAAAUGAUGAUGAUUUAAGAGUUGAAGAAAAUAAUAAUAAUAAAAAUGAUGAUGAUGAUGAUGAUACUAGAAUAACUAUAGAACAAAAGGAAUCAAGUCCAUACGUAAUAUUCCGUAAUACUAUGGUAAUAAUUAUACUUGCUAGUAUAGUUAGCUUUAUUAUUCUUGGAUUAGAUACUUAUCUUGUUGUUGCGACAAUUAAAGGAGCGAUUGAAGGUACUUUGUAAAGGGGGGGGAUUUUAAGGAAGUGAUGAACUAUAGGAGCGAUUCAAGGUGUUGAAAUUAAAGUGAACUUUAGGAGCGAUUCUUUAAAGGAAGUGACUUUUGUAAAAGAAUGAACUUUAGGAACGACUCAAGGUGCUGGAAUUAAAGGAAGUGAUUUUGUAAAAGAAAACUUUAGGAACAAUUUAAGGUUUUUAUAAGAAAAAAAAAAUGGUGAACUUUAUGAGCGAUGAUAAAAACUUGUACAAUAAUUAUACAUUAUUACAUUAUUAAAUUUAAUAGAAAUCAAUAAAAUACUAUAUUAUUAACAAUUUA